AUGACUUUCUUCAAGUACCUCAUCAAUAUGUGGUUAAUCUAAGUUUGUUUAGGUUUUCGAUCCUUUGCAGCUCAAUUUAACAAAGCAAUAUUUUAGAAGUAAUGCCCUCCUUCGUUGUAAUACUUUCCAGGCAUCUACCCUCAUCUCUGUGCAGGUUAAUUUAUUUAUCCUAAGUUAGGUAUUGGAAAAGUAUGCGUCGGAACAACUGAAUUAAUUGUAAAGGUUUCUUCCAAUGGGCGUGAAACACUGUGUAAUCCUUAGGUCUAAAGUUAUGAAUUUGGGCCGAAUACUAAUUCACAUUUAUUUUUUGGAAAAUAUCCAUAUACUUUGAUUUAUUCAUAUGACCAAGAUGGAAACGUCGUUUUUUCAACUGAAUCUAUACCAUCAUUGUCUAAUCAUGGUUGCUUAAUUGGAUAAAAAUAUUAGGAUAUCUAUAAAUGCUAAUAUUGCAGUUGGUCAGGAUAUGGCGAAAAUUGUUCAUAAUCUUUUGCAGUUCCAAGUAUAAAUUUUAUUAAUUCUAAAGAAUGUGGUUCAAAUUGUAAAACAUGUGAUCCUACUAAUUCAUUUUGCGAUAGUUGCGAUGAUGGUCAGUCCCCAUCAAGUAACACUGACUAGAAAUGCANUUAUUACAUUUAAGUACGAAACUUAUUUAUGUUAUUUAAAUAAAUUUAGAGGAUUUUUCAAAUUUUUAUAAAAAACAUAGAAAGUAAUUUUAAUUUCGAGUAGGAAUUACAAAAUUUUCUUAAAAAUAAUUUUAAAAUAAAAUAAUGUUAUUCUUAUAUUAGAAGCAUUUUCAAUUUUUUUAAGUAAUCUGUUAGUUUUACCUCCAUUACUUAUUCUGGAAAUUAUUACUUUGUUCCAUUUCUAGAAUGCUCAGAAAGCUGUUAAUUUAAUUUUGUUAUAAACUUGAAAUUCUGUUUUGAGUGA
Messenger RNA from Paramecium octaurelia, 927 nucleotides. The record is from the annotation of a GenBank genome assembly. Lineage: Eukaryota; Ciliophora; Oligohymenophorea; Peniculida; Parameciidae.